AUUUAAGAAGGUAUCUUUUAUUUAAUACGGAAAUGGAGGGACAAGACAAAAAUAUAAAGACGGUAUCUUUUCCGAUCUGAUGUGGACAAGCACAAUUAGAAAAAUGCUGUCCAGUUCUUGCUCUCCUUCCCGACUCCUUCUACCUCAGGCAGGUCGUAUCCAUAUUGUUUCCUUCUAUUCUAUGUAUAAGAUAGCAUCAUUCAUAAAGUUCCUCCUUUUCUCUCUAUCUGACUGAUACGCUACAGCUCCAUCUUAAUUUCUUCUGAGAGCUUCAAGUUCCAGUUUCCCAAUGGCGGCUACCCUUCAAGGUUUUCAAUCAUUUUUAAAACGGGUUCCUUCUGAAAUUUCUUGUUUACGAAUCUGGAAAUUCAUUUAAUCUCACAUUUUUGUAAUUGACCUGAUGCGCGGUUAAAUAAUGGCGUCUGCAGACGGAGCACGGGAGCCCCUGCUGCUAGCGCCUCCGUCAAUCGGCGGCCCGAAAAUCGAGGUGAGGGGUCUGAGCAAGGUAUCGGACAAGGAGGUCAGGAUUCUGAACAAAGUCAACGCGGACAUCCAGAGGGGAACGAUAAUGGGAGUAAUCGGGCCGAGCGGAAGCGGGAAGUCCACUUUCCUGCGGGCCCUUAACCGCCUCUGGGAGCCCCUUUCCGGCACCGUUUUCUUGGACGGCGUCGACAUUUGCGACCUCGACGUCCUCAAACUCCGCCGCAAAGUCGGCAUGCUUUUCCAGCUUCCUGCCCUAUUUGAAGGAACUGUAGCAGACAACGUGAGAUAUGGGCCUCAACUGAAAGGGACAAAGCUAAGUGAUGCUGAAGUCUACAAAUUACUCUCUCUUGCUGACCUUGACCCUUCGUUCUACUCCAAAUCGGGUGGCGAAUUAUCGGUUGGCCAAGCUCAGAGAGUUGCUCUAGCAAGAACCUUGGCCAAUGAGCCCGAGGUUUUGUUGCUGGACGAGCCAACGAGUGCAUUGGAUCCAAUAUCGACUCAGAACAUAGAAGAUGUUCUGGUGAAGCUGAAGAAAGAUCGGGGAAUGACUAUUGUUAUGGUGUCUCAUAGCAUUAAACAGAUUCAGAGGAUUGCGGAUUUAGUGUGCCUUCUUGUGGAUGGUGAGAUUGUCGAGAUUUUGGAACCUAAUAAGCUCUCUGAAGCUAAGCAUCCUAUGGCCAAAACUUUUCUUGAGCUCAGCUCUUGAUGUUCUGUUUAUUGAUUUUUUUAUACUUGGUUUCUUCUUGCUUUUUUCUUUCUGAAUGUGAACAUCACAGAGCAGAGUUGUGUACUUGUGAUGAAAGUUAAUGUAUUGUGUUUUUGCUUAGAUUUGAUUGGCAGCCGAGUUAAUAAAUAAAGCUCUUUUCAACUACGGUGAGCUGAUUUUUCUGUUGCUAGUACAAGUUUGUGCAGAAAUCUGCAGUGCUGCAGCCUCUGAUAUAUUAUUAGCACACGAAUAGAAUUAUAACCAAAAAAUUAGAAUAGGAACAUGCAAAAACCAGGAUGAAACACUAGAAUUCCUAAUAACCACUUAAAGUUGAACAAAAACAAAAAAACAUCUAUUUGCCAAAAAGAAAGCCGAGCUUUAUUAGAAU
Striga asiatica is the source of this 1577-nucleotide messenger RNA. The record is from the annotation of a GenBank genome assembly. Lineage: Eukaryota; Viridiplantae; Streptophyta; Magnoliopsida; Lamiales; Orobanchaceae.